AUGAACAAUACUCCCGAAAGGCUCUACUGUGACCCACCCAACAGCCCUCGACGUCGAGCUACUCAAGGUGUGUUUUGGCUCAGCGUAGAAGGUUUAAAGGCAGGACUAGCUCCUAUAUUUGCAUAUCUUACGGAAGAAUUAGAAGAAGCUGGACAUAUGCAGCAGGCUCGAGCCAGAUCUGUCCCAAGCGGUUAUCGAGUCACGUCGAUCCUUUUCAAGAUUCCGCAGUCUCAUAUGUCUCCGUUUGGUCUGCGAUGCAAGAUGUCAUCCGUUCAUGGACCCAAGCACACCGAAACUUACAGGAGGCUUCGUGCCCUGAGAUUUACUCUAUUGAGAGCCAGGAGGAUAGUUUAUGCCAAGCUGUUGAUGCAGCCAUGCAGUUACGUCAAGCCCUAA
This is a messenger RNA of Protopolystoma xenopodis, 396 nucleotides long. Lineage: Eukaryota; Metazoa; Platyhelminthes; Monogenea; Polystomatidea; Polystomatidae. The record is from the annotation of a GenBank genome assembly.